GAAUCCUCCUCCACCAUACCUUCACCUACAGCUACCGUUCAACAUGUAACCAAAGCUUCCUCCGAUGAACUCCUUAGCAAGUUCGCCCAAAUGGCUACUCCCGAUCGUUCUUCCACUAAAUCAUUGCGUUUGUUGAAGCGACAAAAGAGAUCAGCUCAAUCAAUACCACCGCCCACCACUCGCCGUGAAAGCUCUGAGUUUAUCGGCGGAUUAGUUGUGGAAAGGAAGUCGCUUCUUCCUCCUGUUCGCAGAUCUUCCGGUGCGGAGGCUUUGGUUAGGCAACUAAGGGUUGGGAGAGCGAAUUUUAGGUCUAGGAAUUUCAAGAACAGAUCGUUUUUUGGAACGAUCGAGAAGACUUGGCGAAGAACUGUUGAUGGAGCAUCCAAGGUCUUCAUGGAGAAGCAGUAUUAUAACAGGCAUAAGCGCUUGCUAAGCGACACUACCUAGAUCUACUUCUAAACUGUAUUAUUUCUUGUGAGAUCUCACUCACAAGAUCUCACAAGAAACGGGUAGACAUUUUUUUUUUCUUUAAAAAAUAAUAAAGUUUUUGGCU
Molecule: messenger RNA, 553 nt
Organism: Cynara cardunculus var. scolymus (artichoke)
Lineage: Eukaryota; Viridiplantae; Streptophyta; Magnoliopsida; Asterales; Asteraceae
Exons: 2
Coding region: 91-447 (118 amino acids)
Source: RefSeq, a predicted model, not a curated record